Spea bombifrons (plains spadefoot toad) is the source of this 731-nucleotide messenger RNA. RefSeq names its product SH2 domain-containing protein 1B-like. The record is from RefSeq and is a predicted model, not a curated record. Lineage: Eukaryota; Metazoa; Chordata; Amphibia; Anura; Pelobatidae. The transcript is spliced from 4 exons. The coding region runs from base 1 to 438 and encodes 145 amino acids.
AUGGAUGACCUGUCAAAAUUGCCAUAUUAUUAUGGAUGUAUAAGCAAACAAACUAGUGAACAUCUGUUAGUGAAGAAAGGAAGAAAUGGAAGCUUUUUGUUGAGGGACAGUGAAACUGUUGCUGGAGCCUUUUGUCUGUGCAUUUUGUUUGGAAGACUGAUCUAUACCUACAGGAUAUUCCAAAACAAGAAUGGAUUGUACUCAAUCCAGACUGCCAAAGGAGUUGAAGAACAUAGGUUUAAAGAUAUUAAAGAUCUUAUUACCAACUAUGAAAAACCAAAUCAAGGUCUGGCACACCGUCUUCUUUAUCCAGUAAAUAAACAAACAUCUCUGAAGCUUUCCUCGAAAUCCAAAAGCUUUGCAAAACAAUCAAAUGAAGUAGAAGAGACCUAUGCAGAAAUUGAUGAGCGGGAAUACGUGGAUGUUUUGCCUUCCUAGGUUAUGGAUUGCCGCAGUAGACAUAAAUGGCAGAAGAUCCAGCUUAAAGGAAUAUUAAUGUGUGAUGUAAAAAACACAAUUACUGCACUUGUUUUGAUGCAAUCUUUACUAUGAGCAAACAGAAUGUCCUGAAGAGCUUUACACAGUGGAAAAUACUGUUUCUUUCGUAUUAUUGGACCAUGUUCCGCAGAACGUGUUAUUUCCAGUGUCUUUUUGUUGUGUGGAUCUGUCACAAAUCUGGCAUAUUUGGCAAUUCAGUAAAUAAAUCUAUACAAUAUUGUUUGCAGAUUAAA